AUGGCUGAUCUUUCCGCCAACAUUGUUUCCGAUGAGCAUGCCUCGCCCUCUCAGGACGAGCUGCAGCAGAUGGGCAACGGUGCCAAUGUUGACCGCAAGCGCUCCCGUAUGAGUGCUGCUGGUGACGACGAUGACGACGAUGAUGACAAGCCAGGUCGUGAGCGUCGCAAGAUUGAAAUCAAAUUUAUCCAAGACAAGUCGCGUCGUCACAUCACCUUCUCGAAGCGAAAGGCUGGUAUCAUGAAGAAGGCUUACGAAUUGUCCGUUUUGACCGGUACUCAAGUACUGCUGCUCGUCGUCUCCGAGACUGGUCUCGUCUACACAUUCACCACCCCGAAACUACAACCCUUGGUGACCAAACCCGAGGGCAAGAACCUUAUUCAGGCCUGCCUGAAUGCGCCUGAACCGUCCGCCGAAAAUGGUGUUGACGCUACCGAUGUUCCCGCUGAGUCUCCCGAAGAUGUCUCUCACAACAACGUCAACGCACAGCAAGCACACAUGUCUCGUCAGCCUGGCAUACAGCCCGGGUAUAUGACACAGGAACAGCAGCAGCAGAUGGCCUACUACCAGGGCCUUCAGCAACAGCAGGCACAAGCGGGCGGACAAUAUCCCGGAAUGCCCGUUGGAGGCAGAAUGCCACCACAACAUCCCUCCACUGCUUAA
Molecule: messenger RNA, 663 nt
Organism: Talaromyces marneffei
Lineage: Eukaryota; Fungi; Ascomycota; Eurotiomycetes; Eurotiales; Trichocomaceae
Exons: 3
Coding region: 1-663 (220 amino acids)
Biological process (GO): positive regulation of transcription by RNA polymerase II
Molecular function (GO): protein dimerization activity; RNA polymerase II cis-regulatory region sequence-specific DNA binding; DNA-binding transcription factor activity, RNA polymerase II-specific
Source: RefSeq, a predicted model, not a curated record